AUGUCUGAUGAAUUUAUUGAAUCAACACAUGGUAAAACGCAAUUAUGUUCUCUCGGUUAUCGAUAUUGUUUCAAACACAAAAAUCAAAAUGGAUCCGAAUACUGGGUUUGUGUAAAAUGUACAGCAUCAGCAACAAGUUAUUCAGAUUUGUCCGUUGUAGCACGUGAUGAACAUACAUAUUUAUCUGAUGAAACUGACAAGAUUGUCUUAGAAAUAUCCAAUGAUUUGCUUAUUAAUUUACCGUCUAUUAACACACUAAAAAAAAAUUUACACAAGCAACGUCGUAAGACUCGUCCACCAGUUCCUCGAAAAAUUGAACAACUUCUGUUACCAUUACCUGAUGUUUAUUGUAAAACAACACAAGGUGAUUGGUUUUUUGUUAUAUGA
This is a messenger RNA of Rotaria sp. Silwood1, 387 nucleotides long. NCBI's taxonomy places the organism in Eukaryota, Metazoa, Rotifera, Eurotatoria, Philodinida, Philodinidae. The record is from the annotation of a GenBank genome assembly.